GAUUUGCAGUCCUCCAUCGCUGCUAUGGAGUCUUCGAUGCGUGCCGAGCUAUGCAGCCACUUAAACGAUGCGGUGAACAUGCACAUGGCUGGGAAGGUGACAACUUCGGAAGAGGCAAGUAUGCGGGAAGAGACCCCAUCAAGGACAAGAACCACCGAAUUCCGAAGCCAGGACAUGACCUCGUCAGCAUCCAUGCCAUCGCUGUUUGACCGGUCAAGCCUGCAGGAGGAAACUCCGACAAGCACGCAUGCAGAGGACCAUGCUGGCAAGACGGUCAGUGAAACAGGAACAGGCGAUGAUGCCCCGAUCAUGGCGACGGAAAUGCAAGAGGCUCUCUGUGGAUCCGAGGGUCCCACGCAGACACCCGACACUGCGAACUCCACGGAGGCAGAUGACGAAGCCGGGGAGAACAAAGUGGAAGACAGCAAGAAGGCCGACGAGACCUGCGGCAAAGAGGCAGAGGAAGUCAAACCGACGCCAAGCCGAAGCCCUUCUUCGUGUUUUCGGCCAGAGAUGUCUCCCCUACGUGGAGUGCCGGUGCAGGCAGCGAUGUCGCCACGUGCCUUUCCACUGCCAGGAAUGAACCCGGAUCCUGCUCGGCUGCCGAAGCCACCAAAGCCUGGGCACCAGGUUCCUUUGACAUUAGCUUUGCCACCAGGCAGGGCAAUCGCUGUGAGGACCAUCAGCCCACAGCGUGGUUGUAUCAGGUCGGGAUCCCAGUCCCAGCAGACCCCGGGCAAAGGACAGGCACAUCCCUACUUAGCGCGAGGACAACAAUCCGCCCAGCAGCUCCGACCAGCUUCGCAGGUGAGCAGCCCGUACCUCACCACAACCCUGGCUGAUGCCAGCAAGAUGCCUCAACAGGAGCAGGAAGCUGCCCGUUUGGGGGCCAUGCGACUCGCUGUUGCGCACAGUCGCCCUCCGCCCCCUGCACCAACAAGUGGACGACGUGACUGGCCUUCCACAAAUUCUACAAGAGUGGAGAUUUGA
Messenger RNA from Symbiodinium sp. CCMP2456, 990 nucleotides. The record is from the annotation of a GenBank genome assembly. Lineage: Eukaryota; Dinophyceae; Suessiales; Symbiodiniaceae.